Molecule: messenger RNA, 5107 nt
Organism: Apis cerana (Asiatic honeybee)
Lineage: Eukaryota; Metazoa; Arthropoda; Insecta; Hymenoptera; Apidae
Gene: Unr
Product: cold shock domain-containing Unr
Molecular function (GO): nucleic acid binding
Source: RefSeq, a predicted model, not a curated record
AAAAUUGACAGUUUUUUGAACACACUUUAAUAUCAUUGGUUUAAAUUUUUCCGGAACAUUACUCAAAAACGUUAUGUUAAGAACACACUUUUAUUUUUAUGUGUAUUCUAUUUCUAUAAUCAAAUAAAUAUUUAUUUUUUGUCAAAUUUAUUAACUUUUAAAUAUAAAUUUAUGAUUUUUUACAUUUAUAAUAGGACAUGCAAAUAAUUGUUUUUGCGGCAAUAUUACCAGAUGGCUAUGAACCCAAAUUUUUAACUGUAGUCACUCUGUAGUUGCUCCUGUUUUGUAUGUGAAUACUGAAUGUUGACAUUCAACAUGGCGGCAUGUCGUCAGUGCUGUGCUGUGUCGUGCUUGUGUAAUUGUUAGUUUAGGACACUUUUGAAACCAAGGCUCACUGUAAAUUCCAUAAUUAAAUGCUGAAGAAAGAAACGCUAACAUAGAAAUAUUGGAACAACACAAUCACACUCAGCACGCAUUGAAGACAUCUGAGGAUUUCAAGUCAACAUUUAUCUUUUAAAUCUCCUAUGUUUUUUGAUUUACUCCUUUUAUAAAGGAUGACUGCUGUUUAAAAGGAACACAGUUAUUCUAGUGUACGCUAUAUUGAGUAAAUAUCAAACAGUUGUUAUAACACGUGCAUACGUAUGUGGAAAGUAUCAAUGGUCUAUGAUGUGCUAAGAAUUUUGUACUUGUAUUAAUUCAUAAAUCAACAUUAACUAUAUUGUUCAUUUGUAUAUUGUGUACACAAGCUUUGUGAGAAAGAGUUAGGUGAGCUAUAAAGUGACCGUGAUUGUGAUUGCGGCUGAGAUUGUGCUGCUCUUGACUAAUAAAACAUUUGUAUUUGUAUUUGAAGAGUGCCAAUUUUGCACAGAGUUGCCUGGGUACUCUUUUAUAAAUAAUUUAUGACAAACGUCAAAAUAUUUUCAAAUCCUUCCUUCCACUUCUUGGUCACAAAGAAGCCUGCAUUUCUGCAGCAUUUUUAAGAGCCUCUCUUCCUCUGUAUUAAGUUCUUGUAACAUUAUAAUAGUGAACGAAGAUAUAAGGUACCAAGAACCAUUCUGUGAUAUCUAUGUUAACACUUAAAUAAUUGAAAAGACUAAAAAUUUCUAAAUAUAAGUAUAUAUAUAUAUAUAUAUAUAUAUAAAUAUAUAUAUAUUGUGGUGAAACAGAAGUGAACAUAAAAAAGAAAUUAAGUAAUUAUUUCAAGAAAAGAGGAAAACUUAUACGUAAAGAUUACAUUUAAAAUUGUGCAAAUUUGAGACAAUGUCCAACAAUCCUCAGUGGAAAACGUUCCAGCCGCCAAUCAUGAACUCUGACCCUGCAAUACUUGAUUACAAGUCUAUGACUAUACCAAGUCCUAAAGUUAUAACAGGAUCACAUCAACCAACAACUAAUAUCUACAGAAAUGGUACCAAUUAUAGUGGAGAUCAUUAUAUGAUGGAUUCACCUCCUGGAAAUGGAAAAAACACAAUACAAUAUGCUGGUUAUCCCAACACUAAGAUGUCACGUAAUGAAGUUACCAGAUUUCCUUUUGGAACAUUUACAGGAAUGGAAGGAAGCACUGGUUAUACAGAAGAACCAACAACAAAUAACUCCACUUAUCAGGAUCAAUCUGAAAAUCAAGGAACUCGAGAAACUGGAAUAAUUGAAAAAUUAUUGCAUUCAUAUGGAUUUAUACAAUGCUGUGAAAGACAAGCAAGAUUGUUCUUUCAUUUUAGCCAAUUUAGUGGUAAUAUAGAACAUUUAAAAAUUGGAGAUCCUGUUGAAUUUGAAAUGACUUAUGAUCGUCGGACAGGCAAACCUAUUGCUAGUACUGUUAGUAAGAUUGCUCCAGAGGUGGUGCUAAGUGAAGAAAGAGUUACUGGAAAUGUAACAACAGAAUUGCAUACAAGUGGUGAUACACAAGGUCGUAUUAGUUAUGAAAAUCGUGGAGAAUGUUUUUUUCUGCCAUAUACAAAAGAUGAUGUUGAAGGAAAUGUUACUUUGCGUGCUGGUGAUAAAGUGUCAUUUCAAAUUGCUACUAAUCAACGUGGAAAUUUAGGUGCAUGUCAUGUAAGAUUGGAAAAUCCAGUACAUCCAGUUCGCUAUCGUGGAGUUGUAUGCUCAAUGAAAGAAAAUUUCGGCUUCAUUGAACGUGCUGACGUAGUUAAAGAGAUUUUCUUUCACUUUAGCGAAGCUAAGUCUAUGAAAGAAGAACUUAGACUGGGAGAUGAUGUUGAAUUUAUAAUACAAACUCGAAAUGGAAAAGAAGUAGCUUGUAAUAUUACUAAGCUACCACCUGGGUCAAUAGUCUUUGAAGAAGUUAGUAAUAAAAUAGUAACAGGACAAGUAUUGAAACCUCUGGAAAGAGGUACUGCAGCUCGUCAUCAAAAUGAUCCUUUACCUGGAAGAAUUCGGUACAGAGAUACAGAACAUUCUUCAGAUACAGUUGAAAUUCCUUUUGGUGACAAGGAUCAAAAAGGAGAUUUUACUCUUAGACAUGGGGACUGGGUCAAAUUUCGUAUUGCUACAGAUACUAGAGAUCAACUCAAGAGAGCUACUGAAAUAUUAUUAUUACCUGAAUCUUUUAAUGUAUCCGGUGAAAAACGAGAACAAGGCAUUAUAGCUGCAUUAAAAGAUGGAUUUGGUUUUAUUCGUUGUGUAGAUCGAGAUACACGACUUUUCUUUCAUUUUAACGAAGUUUUGGAUGUUGAUAGAGAAAUUAGUGUAGGGGAUGAAGUUGAAUUCACAGUAAUUCAAGAUCCUUCUUCCUCAUUUUCAAACAAUCGACAAAGUGCAAUUAGAUUAAAGCACUUACCGGCUGGCACAGUUCAAUUUGAAACAAUUAUAGAAAAAGAUUUAUUGGGUACUAUAAUUCAGGGUAUAAAUGGCGUUGUGCCUGGUCUAAUUGGAUACACAAAAGAAAAUCAACAAAAAAGCGUUAUUUUCUUUAAUAAAGAUUGUGAUCCUAAGAAUAUCCCAAGACUUGGUGAUAAGGUUCAAUUUAGUAUCUGUCAAGUAAAACGAAAUAAAGAACUUGUUGCUGUCGACAUAUCUCUAAUGAACUCUUCCGGUGAAAAAACUCAAAAUAGCAACAAAAAACUAAAUGGACAAGUUUGUCAAGGUUUUAUUGCUGCACUUAAAGAUGGAUUUGGUUUUAUUGAAACUGUAAAUCAUGAUAAAGAAAUAUUUUUUCACUUCAGCAAUUUUGAAGGGGAUGUUAAUGCUUUAGAAGUAGGAGCUGAUAUUGAAUGUACGAUCAGUUCUGGAAAUGGUAGAGGUAAUGGUGGUUGUGUAGCCGCGGAUUACGUUAAAUUGGUACCUCGUGGAAGCAUUCCUAGGCCAACACCAGUUAGUGAAGUGCUUGAUGGAACAGUUAUUAGACCUUUACGAAGUGCAAAUCCUGACCAGGCAGAGUAUGCUGGCUUAAUAAAAAUAAAUGCUACUAAUGAAGAUGAAGAUACUCCGGAAUAUGAAUUCAGAAUUAUGGGACUUGUCAAUAAACGUGAGCUGUUACAAGCUGGUGAUCCUGUACAAUUACAGGUGGAUUCAGCAGGUCAUGCUUGUAAUAUCGUAGCAGUUAGAAAAAAAAGAAGAGCAACAGUUGAUGCAGUAAAAGGCCCUUUUGGUUUUCUUGCAUAUGAAGUUGAUGAGGGUAAGAAAUUAUUUUUCCACAUGAGUGAAGUUCGAGAUCAUGCAAUACUUCAACCAGGAGAUCAGGUUGAAUUCGUUUUAAUUACGAAUCAACGUACUGGUAAAUCAUCUGCAUGCAAUGUAACACGAUUAAGUGAUGCCGUUCAACAACGACCUGAACGUUUAAUCAGUCGAUUGCGUACUACAUCUUUGGAAGAUACAGGUCCUAAAUUAACUAUAGUUAGGCAACCAAGAGGGCCAGAUGGCACACGUGGAUUUAGUCAAGAAAGAUCACAGCAUACUCCUGGUGCUAUCCAAGAGUAAUGUUGUAUUGAAAGGAUUAUUGCUUAUCCAAAUUGUAAUCUACAUUACUUGUUUUUAGUCCAUACACUUCGGUACCGAGAUUAUUAUUAUUAUAAGCAUCGUAAACAUUUGCCAAAUUGAGACUAAUGUGACAACAAUAAUAACAUUGAUAAUCGAUUGGAUCAUGAUCUUGUUGAGAAAAAAAAUAUAAACUAAAAAAACAACGAGUCAUUUUAUCAUCUUAUAAAAUAUGAAGAUAAUCAGGAAGGCAGUUUGUCUGAACUACUUCAAUUUCUUUAAAAAAUUUACUGAUUUUUUUUUUUUUUGAACAUGUAAUAGACUUUUAUAUAAUUAUAAACAAUGAUUAUGAAAUAUCAUUAGAACUUCUAAUUAUUACACAUUUUCUUUCCAAUAAAAAUUGUAAAAAUAUUUCAUCAUUCAAAUAAUUUAACAUUGAACUGUUUGACAAUCUGCCUGUUUGUAAUGUUCAAAGAUAAUGUCCCGUCUAUCUUUAUAAAAAUAUACGUACAUGUUGAUAAAAUCUUUAUUUAUAUUAUUUUAUUUAGAAUAUUUGUUUUACCUGCAACAUAUAUCGCAAUCAAUUGAAAUAACAUAUAAUAAUAAAAAAAAAUCAGUGUCAUAUGCACUACAGCAUAUAUGAUAACAUUGAUUGGCCAUAUAAUCAAAAAAGAAGAAAACUGCAUUCAUAUUAUUUAAAAUUUAUGAAUUUUAUAGUCCAAGAAGCAGACAUGUGUUCUACUAUAUAAAUUAUUGUAACAUGUUACUCUGUUGAAAAAAUGUCUAUGAAUUUGUAAAAAGUUACAACUGGCCAAUUGUUUGUCCUAGAUAAUAUAUAACAUAUAAAUAUAUAUACAUGUCGUUAAGUUCCUGAUGCAGUCUCGUGUUAAAAUAUAAAAUCAAAUUAGUAUUAUGGAUUCAGUCGAUAUAUACAAGAGAAUUAUAAGAAGUACUUAUGUGAAAAGUAAAAAAAAAUUGCAUUUUAUAAGUUUUGCCAUCAAAAACAACAAGCGAGGUACACGUGGCAUUAUAGAAAAUAGAUGAAAGAAGUAAAAUAAUGAUGUGCAUUAAUGCAAGCACGAUACAAACUAAUGUUUGUUCGAAAAUUUGUGGAUCCAACACAUCAUGUGCAUACAUAUUGUAAAAUUAUUAAUGAAUAAACAGUGAAAAUAUCAAA